Molecule: messenger RNA, 2283 nt
Organism: Mastomys coucha (southern multimammate mouse)
Lineage: Eukaryota; Metazoa; Chordata; Mammalia; Rodentia; Muridae
Product: beta-1,3-galactosyl-O-glycosyl-glycoprotein beta-1,6-N-acetylglucosaminyltransferase 7
Exons: 4
Coding region: 213-1502 (429 amino acids)
Cellular component (GO): membrane
Molecular function (GO): acetylglucosaminyltransferase activity
Source: RefSeq, a predicted model, not a curated record
ACAAGAAUACAGGUCCCCAGGGACGCAGAGGCAGCCCGGCCUGCCAGGCGACUCUGAAAAGCAGGAGCCGCAGUGAAGGAGGCAUCAGUCGGUGAGAGGAGAGGUGGCUGGGCCAGCACCUGCCCAGGUUCCUGCCAGGAACAGGACCUGCACCAGGAAACUGAAAGAAGACCUUUCAAGCAAUGGUGGCGACAACACACUGAGCUCAAAGCAUGAGCCAGCUCCGGACCACAAAGGCUGGGCUGGUGGCGUGCGGCAUGAUCUGUGCCUUCGUCUUUCUUUACUUGAGAAACCCAGAUCCUGAGGAGGCCGAGGCUGAGCCCACUCACCCAGCUGUGGUGGAAUGUGGCUUUUAUCCAGAUGAAUUGUGCUCAGCUUUAUUUGACGGGAAAAAGGCAGCCCCCCAAAUUGCACAAUUCUGCAAACCCCCUCAGAACUCUGAAGUACCUGCUCAUUUGCGCUCACUUGGAAACUGCUCCAGGAUGGCCCAGGGGCUGCAUUUCAUAACCAGACCCCUGUCUGCAGAAGAGGGGAACUUCUCUUUGGCCUAUGUUAUACAUGCUCCUAAGGAGCUAGCCAUGUUUGUGCGGCUUCUCAGAGCAAUCUACGCACCUCAGAAUGUGUACUGUGUCCACAUUGAUGAAAAGGCCCCAAAGAAGUUUAAGAGUGCCAUGCAAACCUUCGUGGACUGUUUUGGAAAUGUCUUUCUUUUAUCAAAGACACAGAAGGUGGCUCAUGACAACCUCAGGAGGCUUCAGGCAGAGAUUGACUGCAUGAGGGACCUGGUCCAUUCCCCAUUUCAAUGGCACUAUGUCAUGAAUCUUUGUGGACAGGAAUUCCCUAUCAAAACCAACCAAGAAAUCAUCCGCUACAUCAGAACCAGGUGGAAGGGUAAAAACAUCACUCCUGGGGUGAUCCCACCACCAAACACCAGACCCAAGACAGGUCAAAGCUCUCCAGAGCCCAGCCCCAAUGAAAACAGCUACACACCUCCAAAUACAAUGUUCAAACAAAAAGCACCCCAUAAUCUAACAAUUUACUCUGGGAGUGCCCACUACGCACUUACGAGAAAGUUUGUAGGGUUCAUCCUAACUGAUCCCCGUGCAAAAGACAUGCUGCAGUGGUCCAAAGACAUCCACAGUCCCGAGCAGCAUUACUGGGUGACCCUGAACCAACUGAAAGAUGCUCCAGGUGCCACACCAGAUGCUGGAUGGGAAGGACACAUUCGAGCCACGAAGAGGAGAACAGAGGCAGGAGAUGGUCAUAAGGGGUGCACAGGCCAUGAUGCCCAAGACACCUGUGUGUACGGCCUGGGAGACCUGCCUUGGCUCAUCCAGUUGCCAGCUUUCUUUGCCACGCUGGAGCCCUCUGCAGACCCACUGGUGGUGGUAUGCCUAGAGAGGCGGCACCGACUCAAAGCCCUCCAGCAGGCUGAGGUCCCCCCAGAGCCACACUGGCAAUUUCCCCAAGAAAGCCACUUCAACAGCCAACCUCAUCACUGAGGGACUUGUCAGCAUCACUCUUUAAAUUCCUUUAUGUGAAUUAUUUAAAAAGUGAUGCAGAGACAUGCUCCCGCCAGACUUCACCACUACACAGGCAGGGAGAGACCUAGGAGGACCACCCAAGGCUGCGGUUGGGAGCCCAAGCCAACAGCUGGAGGCCCAGCGCGUUAUCAGCUGCCAAGUUUCUCCACCUGCUCAAUCCAGUUCACAUCGGACACACCCACAGCAGGCCUGGUUCUGAGGGCCUGGAGAUCCUGGGUAAGAGGCACUGCUGUACAACAAAGCCCACCCACGGGAAGCCAUGCUUCUCUAGAGCUGUUCCUAUGAACUAAGAGCAGUACAACUUUAUUCUAGAAAACUCCAGGAAGAUGUGUAGGGGUAAAAUGAAUAAUCCCACAGAGGAACGUGCUUCUUAGGAAUGCUGCCCUAAGUCUGUGCAGUCUUGGCAUGCCAUCGGCUGUUCUUCCCGCCAUGUUGGCGGCUACAACUGCACUGCCCUGCCACCUCCACAGGGGCUUCUGCACACAAUGGUGUGGAGAGAGAGGGAGGAAGCCACUCUUGACUCUUACAGCUGGUGCACGGGCUGAAGGCAUCCUCUCCGUUGCUGCAGCUGUCUGGAAGACUUCUAUAGAUGCAUUUUCUCUAGCAGUGUCCUUGGUGGCAUAAAGACUGACAUGUUCAAGGAUUUUAUGUGUAUGAAUGUUUUGCCUGCAUAUAUGUAUGUGUAUCACAUGCCCAUGGAAGUCAGGAACUGGAGUUACAAAUGGUGCCAGACACUAUG